GAGGACGCGACGAAGCGAGACGCGAAGCGGGAGGAGUAUCGAAGCGCGCAGGCGAAGGGCAUCCCCCAGGUGGUGACCGAUCGGAUGCUGAAGCGCAUCUCCAUCUUCAGCGGCGUACCGCUCCUCCUCGGGUUCAGCACCGGACCCAUCUUUUACGGCGCCAAGGUGUUCGCGCACCUAGACGUCGCGCCGUGGCAGUUUUUCCUCGCGAGCACGCUCACCUUCGGCGGCGCGCUCGUCGGCAUCACGUACGGCGUGUUGUCCGCGUCGUGGGAGCCGGGAAGGGAGGGGACUUUCUGGGGCGGCGCGGAGAUCAAGGUGAACGUGCCGAUCCUCAUGGCGACGGUGCUCGGCAAGGCGUCGGGU
Messenger RNA from Micromonas pusilla CCMP1545, 366 nucleotides. RefSeq lists its product as uncharacterized. The record is from RefSeq and is a predicted model, not a curated record. The transcript is spliced from 2 exons. The annotation marks the transcript as partial. NCBI's taxonomy places the organism in Eukaryota, Viridiplantae, Chlorophyta, Mamiellophyceae, Mamiellales, Mamiellaceae.